CACUGACUGUAUGCAGCGAGCGGAGUAGGAGCGCAUUUGUACAGGAGUUGCACAGCGCGUCGGACGCACAACCGGAGAGACAGCGCACCUUACCUGGCUGCUAAAGAGGACUACGACCAACGUCGGCACACUGUCUUCACCAACGCGUUAGACCCGUGUCACAGACGGUCCAGCCCAGCGUGCAGUGUGAGUGUUGCGUAGCCUGAUAGAGAGCCUAACCGUGGUGUGGCCGAUCUUCGAAACGUCUUCCAGGCAGAAGAAGUGCGAAGAAACGAGUAUCAAUCGAAGAACGAUCGAAUAUCGAACGAAAAUCAACAAAAGCUUGUAUGUCGUGCGCGUGUUCGAAAUUUAGUGUGUUGUGAACGAACCCCGAACUAACCCCACCGGAAUCGUAUCCCGGUGAACAAAGUGUCGAAAAGUGCAGUGAAGUCUGUGACGAAAAUCUGACCCCACCGAAACCUUUCCCCACGUGAAAAGGGUUAAUCGUGCAUUGCGUAAGGUUGGGGCGUUUGUUUUGUUCGAAUGUGCCACGAGCCCUAGUAAUAGCCGGUCUGCUAUCCCCCCCGAAACAACUAAUAAACAUCAAUUGAGAGGCGCAACAGGCGCAAGUGUUGCAAGUGCAAUCAACAAUUGACAGCAAUUGAAGGCAAAGCCUGGCAGGGCGCAUCCAGCGUGGAUAAGCAACCGUAGUACCGCGUGCCGUGCCGUGCCGUUAUCCGAUGAAGAUGACCAUUUUGUCGAUCUUUCUCGAGAGUCCCGAUUGAUAACAGUGUUUGAAGUGUGUGCGUGAGAGUGAGCGAUCAAGUGAAAGAGGGUACUGAACAGCACACCUGUGCCCGGAGGCAAAAAAUAUUCCUCAAAUCUCAGCUACUACUGCCGACCCCCGUCACCAAAGUGUUUCAAGUGUUCACAUAACGAUUAAGUGAAUUAAGAGACGAGAGCGAGAUAGAGAGAUAAAGUGCCUCGUAGCGUCGAAACCCUUCAACAAGUGACACCCACUCCGAAAGUGCAUCUUAUUUAUCCCGUGUUGGUGUAGUUCGUAAUGGCUAAACCGUUUAUGCUGCCCGAAUCCGGUCCAGGCGGAGGAUCCUCUUCGUCCGGUGCGGGUCCACCCAGUAAUGCGCCGUCCAACACCAACACGGUCGCUGGCAACACUGCUCCGAGCACUCCCGCUCCGAUCGGAACAGGCAGUGCGGCCAGCAACGGUCCAUCGGGAGCUUCCGGCCAUGUAUCGUCGGCUCCCAUCUCAGUGACCGGGGCUAACUCGUCCCAGCAGUAUCAUCUGCAGCAGCUGCACCAUCACCAUCAGCAACUGCAGCAACACUACCAAUCAUCGUAUCAGGGUUCGCACCCGGCCCUGAUGACCGCUCCGGGACCGGGUAGCGUACCGGUGGUAGAUCCGCAUCUGUUGCUUCCGAUGACACCGCCGGCCAGUGGAUUUGCGACCGCCAUCCAGACACCGCAGAUGGCACCGGUAAAUGAGCAGCUAGUGCAGGCCCUGUACGAAGCCAUCUAUCGCUGUUCGUGGGGAGAUGGUCCACCGACACCGUUGUCCCAGUCACCGCCGAGCGCCUCCUGCAGUCCGUUCACUACCGGAGCGUACUACGGUUCGGGGCAGGUAUUCUUCCCAAGGACUCCGGCCAACACCGCCAACGGACGCAACGGUGCACGUGUGUUCUUCCACCAGACCCCGGGGCAGCAGUACCCGCAGGUGCCACAAUCGCAGCCAACACCCGGGUCUGCAAACAGCCAUUCCAGUAGCAGCGGUGUUAGCAGCUCGCUUGAUACACCGUCCUGUUCAUCCGGCACGCCGCACUAUCACCAUGGUCAACUGCAGCCGAUCCAGUUUAACUGGCACGACGAUGGAGAUUCGAGCGAAUCGGAAGGAUCCUCAUCGCAGACUACCUCCUCGUCCGGAUGCAAUCCGCACUGUUUGGGGACGAUGGACGGUGGGGCCAGCAGUAGUUCGUACAGCGUGCCCUCGUCGGCCAACCUGAUCAGUCCGUCCUCGUCCGGUGGCACACUGUACGCGUCCGUGCCGCCCCAUCUCGACUACAUGGCGGGGCGCGAGCAGUUGCAGGAGUUCCCGGGCAAGAUACCGCAGCGCAAGCGGAAGUCGCGCACACCAAAGCCGAAGAAAGCGGGACUCCUGGAGCAACCCUUGAUGUGGCAAAUGGCUGUUACCGCGGCGGCGCUUAUCGUACUCGGCUGCGGCUAUCUUGCGGCAAGGUGAACCCGCCAUCGUAGAAGCACACAGACACCUUACUUCCCGAAUUUGCCCCGAACGCUUGUCUCACGCUUGUUCAUAGAGCAAAACGGGACACGAGAGCAAAUCGGGAGUGCCGAUCGGAUCGAUUCCCUGUGAAUUGGAUUAGUUUGCAGUUGCAGAACAAGCAGUUUAUUUUUCGGACCAGUUUUUACAUGUUAAAGUUUACAACGAAACGUUUAAAUUUAUAGAAGGCGUUGCGGUUUUAGAUUGAAGAAAGGCGUCAGAACUCUUCCAACAAUAGAGAAGAAGAAAAAAGAAACGUGAUAAAAUGGCAUACAAUAAUUAGCGUUAUAGGAAGGCGCGCGCAUAUCGUAGGAGCAUAUCGGAGCGGAAGCGAAAAAAGAAAACUCAUAUUGGUCUCAACUUGCAGCGUGCAAGUAUUUUAACCAAAUAGCGUUAGGGAACAGUUUCUCUCUCUCUCUCUCUCUCUCUCUCUCUUGUUUUUUUAUCCGAUUGUGCCUGCCACGCAACGAUCGAUACAUAUUAAAAAGCCAGAAGAAAACAGAAUCGAUCGUCGUGAAAUUCCCCAUGGAGAGUCUUUAAAAGAUAUUUCGGCCAUCCAUCUUCGAUACUCAACGCAGUCAGCAGAGAAAGUAAUGCAUUUUUACGUGAACUUUUGCACGUAGCGCUCGCUAAGAAUCGGGCCUCAGCAGAGAAAACUUACCAAUCACACAUUUACGUACAGUUUACCAUGUUAGAGUUAGAGCGAAUUUCAAUAUUCUGGGACUAGUGCAUAGUUGCAACGUAAGCAAGGUGGUGGUGGUAAGAACGACGGGAUAGUGUAGCGGUUUUUCGUAUGUAAGCUUAGACGCAGUAUUAGACGCAAGAGCAGAACGACGAUCCUGUGCCGUACCGAUAGCUCAGAUUUCAACGUUGCAUUUCAUACACGGCGAUCUUGGCCGGGGGCGCGUUUUAAACAAUCAAUCAACAGCGGUUGAGGAACAUUGAAGAAAUUCUUUUCUUUUGACACAAGCUAGCAUUAGUAACAUUAACAUUACGCGAGAUCUCUUUAUUGUACUUGUUUUAUACAUUUCUCAGAAUCGAACGAUGGUUCAUCAAAGCCGACUACUGAAUAGCUCACACAUAUCUCUCAUUCUCUUUCUGCCAUUUUAAAAGCCAAACGCUGCGAACGGUUCGUUCCAGGUGGGUUGGUUUAGAAAUAGGACAAUAAUUCGUUUGCAUCUCAGCUGGUGGUUGGCUGGUGGUGCAGCAGGCGACCCAGCUUUUUUAUUUGAAUUAACAGAUGAUCUUCAUGUAGCUAAUAGAUCGCGUUUUUUUUUGCUUUUACUGGAGCUCUACCGGGAAGGUUAAUAGAGAAGAAUUUUAUUGAUUUGUUUUUUACAUCGGUGGCCUUAAAAUGCAAGUUCUCUACAUAUUUUUCAUAAUUAAAACACCUUAAAAGGUGCGUAUGGAGCUUAGAUCCACAUAAUGGAAGUUUUGAAUUUCUAAGUACUAUUCCUACCAAGUGCUUGGUUCACCCCUGUCAAGCAGUGCAAUUGCCCAAUGCGAUCGGAUCGUUGGGUCACUUGAUCACGCUCUAUAAUACAACUAGUUCGAAAUGUUGUUUUCAAUAUCACUACCUUAUUCCUUAGCUAAUUGCAAAAUUACAUAGUCGAAUUUUAAGGUUUCCCCUUACUACUCAACAGAUUCCAUUGUAUGAUUGCAAAGUUCCAUAGUGAAUUUGUAAUGUCCCAUUAUCCUUUUAAAAAAUUCUCUUGAGAGAUUUUGAAGUUCCACUAUAUGGAUCGAAACCCUGUAUUAAGAAGAUGUAUGAAAGGACAUGUAUGAACACAUUAUAGUUUUUACUUGAUUAAAUUGAUACAAGUUUUUUUAUUGACAUGGCUUAUGUAGUUAAAUUGACUACAAUACCACCAAUCAUGACUGUUAUGUGCGGUAAAAACAAAAAAAAGACGUCCUAAAUAGAGAAUGAUUUGCCAUACAGACGUAACGAUACGAAGCAGCAACGUAACGAGGGAGCGAUAACAUUUUACCAGCAAAUCGUUGUAAGCUUUUUGUUUAAGUGACACCAAUAUUGUUUUUCACUGUAUUUACCGGAGGAGCGAAACGGAAAAUAGAGAGUAACUUAGAUACGGAUGGCCAAGACCCAGGAGACUAGUGUCUCGAAAUAGCUUGUACAUCUUCAAAGCCACGUGAAGGAACAGUGCCAACGCCGGGUCAGGAUGGGAGACAAACUUCAAAGCGAAAUGCAGCAGGAAAAAGAAACGUUUAGUAUAAUUUUGUACCGUACUGUUAAGAUAGCCCGAUAGCCGGAACAUGCGAACACACGGUGCUUAGCUGCAUUGGGACGCAGAAAAAAACGACGUGCCUUCGGAAAGGCUGUCCAGUUCUUACUUUAAUUCGGCUAAGAUCUCUAAGCUAAGUGUAAGGACAGCAAGACAGUGAGCGAAAAUAGCUAAAAGUGUAGCUCGGUGUUUAGUAAAAAUGCAACAAUGCGUAGAAAAACAUUAUAGAGAAUAGUAAAAACAACAACAAAAAAAACCGGCAGUUCACAGUGCGAUGCAACCAAUGUCACACAACGGCACGCUGUGAAAGUGUUCGUGAGCAGGAACUAAAAAACAAAGGCCUGAGAGCGUGAAGAAAAGAACCAACACUAUAUUCCAAAUAUUCGCGAAAAAGAAAUUGUCACUGUGUUAGGGUGCCCAAAGAUUUUUACCUUUUGAUUCGCCAAUACUUGCUGUAAUUUUCUGUUUUGUUUUGUUUUAUUUUAAUUUUUUUGUUGUUGCUAGAGCUUCUUUCUUCUCUGUAUACGCACUACGCGAUAGUAUUUGUGAGCUUUCUGCGAGCUUUCCAUGUUUUACGCACUGCAAGCUUUCCCACAUCUAUUUUAUACGCUACGCUCUAUUAACGCAUGCAAUAGACGAGGAAAACAUACGACAAAAAAGCAACUAAAGAGUUUACGAUUAACAUGGGCGGAAGGUAAAGACAGAGGUUGAUCUCAGUAUCGGUAACGCGAAGCAGAUAGAUGGCUAGGUUUUAUUAGUUUUGGCACGUUUAGACUACCCGUGGCGCAGAUUGUAAUGUGACAAGGAAAAUUCGUAUCGAAAAGCAAAAGACGCACGACGAGCGCUAGAGGUAGGGCGGUUCAUGUUUCAAACGGAGCCGGCUUGGUGGUGAUUAUUUAAUAAUUGACCUCUGGGUUGCAGGAUUUUUCUCAUGCAUAUUGCAUAAAAAUUAAAGCAUUUUGAACCCAAGAAAUCGCGCGCUCGAAAGACACAGCUUUUCCACGUGUAAAAGUAGAGAAAUUCUUUUUUUUUGCUUAUUGAAAUUUCUUCUAAUGGGCCACCCGAAAAAAACUAAAUAGCUAAAAGGAGAAUACAAUUCGGUUAACAGCACAGCAUAUCCUGUAACAUGGGCAUGGGAUUAUCGCGGAACCGAUACGGCCUCCGAACCGCAUGUAUGACAGGGAUAGCGUGUGCGCGCGCUAGAAAGAGAGAGAGCGGGUGAGCUUUCGUUCGUUGUAAUGUUUCAAUCUUUUUUCAUGUUGUGCUUUUGGCGUACAGAGAGGGCUGUGAUGUAGAUUUUUGAUCUCAUUUUAUUAUUUUUGUUUGCAAGAUGCACAAAAGAGCACACAGAAAUCAUGAGGCGAAACCAGGAGAUAGGGCGCAAGAUGGUUUCGGUGACAGCACAUGCAAAAUUUCAUCGAACCACGUUUCUCGCGAAGUAAAAGAAAAAUGCAGAUCAAAAACUGUUUAGCAACACGUUUAGAGAAACAGACCAACAGAUACUUUAGGUAAGUGUCCACGCGAAUCCGUACCGCGUGAGGAUGUUCAGAAGAAGCGGCAAAGGCGAAAAAUUGUUCUCGAGAUUGCUGCGCGCGGACGUAGCGUUUGCGAGAGGCAUUUUAUAUUUCAUUUUUGAUACGAUUUUUUGUUUGUUUUAUUUGUCUCUUUUUUAAGACGUCUAAUUGUAGAACAUGUCGAGAACAUAUCAAGCAAUGCCGCGGAGUGCAUUUUUAGUGGUAGUUGAGUGGAAGGGGGUACCUUCUUGAGACCUCGGGAAAUGGUCGAUUCGCCCGCUGCCAACGGUGGAACAGUAAACUGUAUCGCGAGGAAUCGAUGUAACGCCCAUUAUUAGCACAAUACAUAGCUGUAAUACAAGCGUACAUAUUAAAUAGUUGUUAUAUCUUA
Messenger RNA from Anopheles stephensi (Asian malaria mosquito), 6417 nucleotides. RefSeq names its product atrophin-1-like. Bases 1043 to 2233 code for a protein of 396 amino acids. Lineage: Eukaryota; Metazoa; Arthropoda; Insecta; Diptera; Culicidae. The record is from RefSeq and is a predicted model, not a curated record. The transcript has 4 exons.